Messenger RNA from Arvicanthis niloticus (Nile rat), 3284 nucleotides. NCBI's taxonomy places the organism in Eukaryota, Metazoa, Chordata, Mammalia, Rodentia, Muridae. The record is from RefSeq and is a predicted model, not a curated record.
GGAGCGGGACGGCGGCGGCGGUGUCCGGCUGCGCGCUGACCCCGGACCGCUCCGUUCCGCCUCUCACCCGGGCGGGCGGGUGCGGAGGGCCAGGCCGCCAGAGCCCUGCUCUCGGCCUCUCCACCUCGGCCGAGUUCUUCACAGCUCGGCGGGACUCGGGCUCACGGGAGGACACGCUCCCGGGUUGUCCGCUGCCUCUCGGAUCCCACCCGAGUCCGGAGUUGAGGUUGCAGCCGGGCGGGUCCCAUCCGGAGCCCGCGUGGGUCUCGGGGAUGGUGCGGGCUGCCGUGGCGCGGGGUUUUGAAUACUUGUAGCUGGUGCCAGGGGCCAAGGUUAUGGGUGUCUCUGAAUGAGAAGUCCUGAAGCUGAGGCAGGAGGAUUGGCCCGAGUUUGAGGUCAGCCUCUGCCACUUAGGAAGACCCUCUUAUGGAAGAAAAUAAUAAAGGCAGUCCCUGAUUCCGAGCUGUCUGGAAGGAGAGCCGAGGGGAUGUCCCUCCAUCCCUUCGCGGAAGUUCGCUCCAUAGAGGGAAGCGCCUUGGAGACUAGGUCAUUGGCAGCUGGCUGUGUCUCAGAGCUGAUGACCAACCUCUGUGGUUGGGAAAUGUGUUGCUGGAUGUGGUAGGCUCCGGCUGCCCGUGGAGUUUAGAUGUGACACUUUGGCAGAAGUUUACAGCGUCACCUAGUUUUGUGGAAGAAGAUGAGCCUGAAGUCCGAACGCAGGGGAAUUCAUGUGGAUCAAUCUGAGCUCCUGUGCAAGAAAGGAUGCGGUUACUACGGCAACCCUGCCUGGCAGGGUUUCUGCUCCAAGUGCUGGAGGGAAGAGUACCACAAGGCCCGACAGAAGCAGAUCCAAGAGGACUGGGAACUGGCAGAACGACUUCAACGGGAGGAGGAAGAGGCCUUCGCUAGCAGCCAGAGCAGCCAAGGUGCUCAGUCCCUCACCUUCUCCAAGUUUGAGGAGAAGAAAACCAACGAGAAAACCCGCAAGGUCACCACAGUGAAGAAAUUCUUCAGCGCCUCUUCCAGGGCUGGAUCCAAGAAGGAAAUUCAGGAAGCCAAAGCUCCCAGUCCCUCCAUAAACCGGCAGACCAGCAUUGAGACGGACCGAGUGACUAAGGAGUUCAUAGACUUUCUCAAGACCUUCCACAAGACAGGCCAAGAAGUCUAUAAACAGACGAAGAUGUUUUUGGAAGCAAUGCCUUAUAAAAGGGAUUUAAGCAUCGAGGAACAGUCAGAGUGUACUCAGGACUUUUACCAGAAUGUGGCUGAAAGAUUGCAGACCCGUGGGAAAGUGCCUCCAGAGAAAGUGGAGAAGAUAAUGGAUCAGAUUGAAAAGCACAUCAUGACCCGUCUCUAUAAAUUUGUGUUCUGCCCAGAGACUACCGAUGAUGAGAAGAAAGAUCUCGCCAUUCAAAAGAGGAUCAGGGCUCUGCACUGGGUGACACCUCAGAUGCUCUGUGUCCCUGUCAAUGAGGAAAUCCCUGAAGUGUCCGACAUGGUGGUGAAAGCAAUCACAGACAUCAUUGAGAUGGACUCAAAGCGUGUGCCUCGGGACAAGCUGGCCUGCAUCACCAGGUGCAGCAAGCACAUCUUCAAUGCCAUCAAGAUCACCAAGAAUGAGCCAGCCUCUGCCGAUGACUUCCUGCCCACCCUUAUCUACAUCGUCCUGAAGGGCAACCCCCCUCGACUGCAGUCCAACAUCCAGUAUAUCACUCGCUUCUGCAACCCCAGCCGGCUCAUGACGGGCGAGGAUGGCUACUACUUCACCAACCUGUGCUGUGCCGUGGCUUUCAUUGAGAAAUUAGACGCCCAGUCUUUGAAUUUAAGUCAGGAGGAUUUUGACCGGUACAUGUCUGGCCAGACGUCCCCCAGGAAGCAAGAGUCUGAGAGCUGGUCCCCAGAGGCCUGCUUAGGUGUGAAGCAAAUGUAUAAGAACUUGGACCUCCUGUCUCAGUUGAAUGAACGGCAGGAAAGGAUCAUGAGCGAAGCCAAGAAACUUGAAAAAGACUUAAUAGACUGGACAGACGGGAUUGCCAAGGAAGUUCAAGACAUUGUUGAGAAAUACCCACUUGAGAUUAAGCCCCCGACCCAACCCUUAGCAGCCAUCGACUCUGAGAAUGUGGAGAACGACAAGCUCCCUCCCCCACUGCAGCCUCAGGUGUACGCAGGGUGAUGGCUUGCUCUCGGCCGUGCUCAUUUGGGGCUGAUUUCAGGGAGCUGCUGAGUUCCGCUCCUCAGGUCUGGAAUAUGAAUUAACUGCUUAAAAUGUCAAAGUAUUUUUAAGGUACAGAUUUAGGGAUUUUGUUUUGUUUUGUUUUUGUUUUUUUCCUAGCAGGGGAAGCUUAGAAGAUAAUAAUGUACUAUUUAUUUGAGUUGGUGGAGUAGGUUUGUGUGAAUUCUGGUUACUCUUUUAUGUCCUCCCUGAUUUUCCCAUGGGCUUCCUCUGUGAUAGACACUGUUGUUGGUUUUAGGCAAACACUGCCUUUUAAAGGAUAAAACAGAUGCUAUAAAGUCUAUGUUGAAAUGAAUUCUAUGUUUGCACACUCUCCCAGUGUGAAAUAAUUUUGUAAUUGUAAAGAUAGAAGAUAAUGUUAAUAAGUAAAUAUGUAAAAUUGUAAAUAUGUAAAAAUAAAUAGGGCUGGGAGGGGUGGUGUCGGCGCAUGGCGUUUCAGGGGCUGAUGGGUUUUUUUAGGAGAAAAUGAAAUCUAUUGAAUGUUUCCUUUAGCACCAUCUUCUUUGGUUUGUCCCCUAACAAUCAUCUAAAACGUUUGAGCUUUAACAGGACUCUGGCACUAACUGCCCUAACUCUGAGGUUCUUUUGGUCCAUGUUAUAAAGUUGUGACACCAACUUUUAGGUCACAUAAAGUAUUGUUCUGGAACCCUGGGGAGGUGGCUCAGUCAGUAAAGUGCUUUCCACACUAAUGUGAGGACCCGAGCUCCCUGUCCGGCCCACAUGUGAAAAGCCAGGCAUGGCGACACACACUUGGAACAGCACUACUAGGAGGCAGGGACAGGCAGGUUCCAGGGCGGCGGGGGGGCUUGCUGACAGAGCAACAAACAAGCAACAAACCAAGAUGGACGGCUCCUGAGAAAUGACAGCCAAGGUUGACCUCUGGCCUCCACAUGCCCACAUAUGUGCCUGUGUACCUCUACACACGUGUACCACACACACAUGAACACAUGGAGUUGCUAAUUAGUACGGUUGACUUGGAACUGUGCUUGUAGCUUCCUUUCCCUUAUUCAAUAAACUUCACCCGCAAUGUUGUGGGCUAUUGCCAUUUUGA